This is a messenger RNA of Zingiber officinale, 906 nucleotides long. RefSeq lists its product as uncharacterized. The transcript has a single exon. The record is from RefSeq and is a predicted model, not a curated record. Bases 164 to 643 code for a protein of 159 amino acids. NCBI's taxonomy places the organism in Eukaryota, Viridiplantae, Streptophyta, Magnoliopsida, Zingiberales, Zingiberaceae.
GCUCAUAAUAUCUCCUUCUUUAGGGACUAGUUAGCAAAAAGGCCACCGCCCCCUCCUUCGCCGGCGGCGGGAGAGGCGAGUACGACGCCGGAGAUCCGGAGCCACCUCCUCUUGCUCCGAUCGUCCUUAGAUUUCUCUGCCACCGUAGAACGGCCUCGCCGCCAUGGGAACCGAGGUGCUCCGCCCCCAAGACUGCCUCCUCCGCCCCUCGCUCGCCCUCCGGAACUCCAGGCCGCAACCCCCGCCCAGGCAGCUACGCCGGAGGAGGGAGGGCUCGCCGAAGCAGCCCGCCAAGCCCCGCCUAGCGAUGGGGCAGGUGACCAUCCUCCGGCGCGGUGAGUCGCUGCCGACCGCGCAGCCGAAAGGGGACGGUGCGGAUCGCCCGGCGGACGCCUCCGUCGGCUGGGACCCUGCGGUGUUCGCCGUGGAACGGCUGGGUCCGGAUCCGGCCUUGAUCCCCAAACAGAUCCGUCUGAAGCCACCGGCCCCGGAGGCGCCGGACGAGUACGCCGGAUCGGCGUUCCACCUCUCUCCGUCGCCCCGCGCGCUGCCUCUGCCGACCUUCUCAAGGACCAAAGAGGCGCCGCCGGCGGUCGAUUCCUCUGCCACAAAGGAUCUGAGGCGAUUGCUUCGGCUGGAAUGACCAAAAAAAAAAAUCUAAAAAUAAUAAUAAUCACAAAAAAGGAAAACCGGAGGAAGAAUCCGAUGGCGUCCAAAUAAUCCAACCUUUUUUUCUUGAUUUUCCGUCUGAUUUUUGCAAGGCGGAUGAAUCGAAAAAAGCUGGAUGAUUUGUGCAUGGACCUGUUCGUGUUUGUCGCUGUAUAUUGAAAUGCUUCGAAAUGGUGGUUCCAACGACGUUUGGUAAAGUUGUUUCCUUGCGCCACGGCAAAUAACUUUUUUAAAUUA